Physella acuta is the source of this 2456-nucleotide messenger RNA. Its product is annotated as centrosomal protein of 72 kDa. Gene Ontology annotation, molecular function: protein binding. NCBI's taxonomy places the organism in Eukaryota, Metazoa, Mollusca, Gastropoda, Physidae. The record is from RefSeq and is a predicted model, not a curated record.
UGGCGUUGUUGUAAGCAACAAAUAUGGCGCUCACUUUGACUGAAAAUCUUAUUCGAAAUCGUGUAAAUUUAACUCAUGAAAAUCUUGAGGAUAUUAAGUCAUUAUCACUCCCUGGAACAUUCCAUGAAAAGAUUGUGUCUAUAGGAACAUCCCUAAGAAAAUUUUCUCGCCUAAAGUCCAUCGACUUCUCAAGAAAUGCACUUGAAUCUUUGCAGGGCUUGGAACAUUUACAAUUGCUGGAAAAUUUGAAUCUAUAUUACAAUAAUGUGAGCACUUUAGAUGAAUUAAGACGCUUAAAACACAAUCAAAACUUGAAGGAAAUUGAUCUGAGGCUCAACCCUGUGACCAGAAAUGAACCUGACUACAGACUUUAUCUUAUUCACAUGUUACCUAAUCUACAGAAACUUGAUGACAGAGGAGUUAGAGAUCGUGAGCGUCAGGCAGCUUUGACACAUUUCAGCACUAGUCAAGCUUCCGAAAUGGUUACAGAGCCAGUAAAACAAAUGACAGUGACUAAACUCUUACCAAGGUCAGAAAUGAUGGUCAAGUUAAUGAAGGGACCCUCAGUUCUUGUUGAUGACGAUGUAAUUGAUGUCAUGAAUCGAAACGAGGGGGACUUCAGGAAACCUCGACCACUGACAGGAUCAGCGAAUAAAGAUGACAUAGUUGAAGAUUAUUCUCUUGAAGGUUUAAAAACUCUGGAUCCACCUAAACCAAAUAGAUUCAAAGACAGAGCCAUGGGUGAUGUAGAGCUUGAAAAAGUUGCUAACCAUGAGACAGAAAAUGUGGAUCCUCGUUUAAUUAGGUAUAAGGAGCUAUAUCCAAACAUUCUGGCCUCUUCUUCAGAUAAUGUUCAUCGUAUAAUUGAAGGACAAAGAAAAGACCCAAAUCUUAUGUUUACUGAUCAAGAGGAAGCUAAUGGUAAAUUUCGCAGUCAGGGCUAUUUUACACCACAUCCAGCCAGUAAACAUGAGGAUUUGCAUGCACCACCCAAUGACAGGACAGAAUACCAACAGUGUUUUAUGGUCCCAGGUGAAAGGAAAUCCAGAGUGGAUGGCAUUUCUCAAGACGACAAUAUCAGAAAAAACAGACCAAGACAUAUUAGGACUCAAAGCUUACCAGCAGCCGAGCGCCUCGUCGAUGCCGACCAAGCUAAAGAGAAAAAUCUUCUCUUUUCAAUGCUCAACCUAGUUGACAGAUACUGGAAUGGAACAAAGUCACUGCACAAAAAUCCAAAGUUUAUUGAACAAGCUCUAAAAUUUAUAUCAGAAUAUACAAUGACACAAGGAAACAUAAAUGAUAAAAUGAGCGCCUUAAAACAGACAAUGGAGUCAUUGAAAGAGGAGAAUAAAGUUUUAAAAAGGCAGAAAGAAAUAGGACAGACAGAAAGUGAGGCAGAGUUGAAAAUUUCUUUGAGGAAAGCUAAAGAGGAUAUGGAAAGAUUGCAUGAUGAGGUUCGUCACUAUGUCACUGAAAACAGGGAUCUACAGAAGAGAUUGCAAGCUUACGAGUCAACUGUGGAUCCUUCCCAUUAUAACAGUGCUGCAGCUGCAUCAGACAGCGGCUCAAUUAGCCAAACAAUGAUUGAUAAUUUACAACGCCAAAACAGUUUGUUGUCUAAUGAGAUAGAAAUGAUGAAAUCCAAAUUAAAGCAGUAUUAUCAGUUACAAGACUUAGCCAGUAUGUUACAAGAAAGCCAUAAAUCGCUAAUAGAAACUAAUAACCACCUGCUCUGUGAGUUACAUGAUGAGAAACAAAAGCAUCAACUUGAAAUUGAACAAAUGCAUUGGAGCUAUGAACAGCUAAAGACCAACCUUAGUCACAACUCAUUUAUAAUCCAGCCCAGUCCAAGAAAUGACCACGGUAACAACUAUGCAACUUCUGGAAAAAGUAAUCAAAACAAAGAAAAAGAAAGCAGUGUUAUUCUGUGACCAAGAUGAUAAUUUAAAAGUGCCUUUAACUUUUACUAAGCAAAAUAAUAGAAAUUUAUUUUUGUCAUUCUUGUUUUGUAUUAAUUCAAAGGUAAUAAUUCAUGGUAUGCUGAAAACAUACAUGGUCUAUGUGAAAUGGGGCAUAUGUGUAUAGUUGUCUAUAUAUAUAUAUUUAUAUAUUUAUAUAAUUAAAAUAUAAAAACUAUUUUUCUUUUGAAAAGCUAUCUGCACUAACAAAUACUAUAAAUCUAGUGUGUAUAGAAAAGAUUUAUACCCAAUUUUUGUUGUCUAAAAAAAGAAACAUGGAGCCUAAGUUUUCCAUAUGUAGCUUUUUUAAACUGUAAAUAAUAUUUCUUACCUAUAGAUCUAGAAUUAGAAUAGAAUUUCUAGUCUUCCCGUAUUUAGUUAUUAGGGUAUUUUACUUUUGUAUUAUAUACAAAUAUAUUAUUAGUGUUUAUGAUAGCAGGUUAUAUUUUAUAAAUCAUUAACUUGCUAAUUUAAAGAAUUAAAAAACUUACCUCAGAG